CUUGAAAGUAAAAAGUCAGCGAGCAGCUCGGUCAAAAAAAUUUGCGCAGCGAAAAUAUCGCGCUACUCAUUGAGGGGGAGGUUCCGAGGCCCCCCCCCCCCCGGCCUAGAUAGGGUUAAGACAUUACAUGUAGUUAGAGGUCGGUGUUACAUCUUUCCUAGAGGAUUUCCAUUGGCGUCUUUCCAAUCAACAAUCUUCAUAUUUCAUCAUGGUCUCAUACACAAAUUGGUGAAUGUGGGAUAACUAUAGUGAAAGACGCUUCAUGCCUAAAAGUGAAAUACAAGUCCUAACCAUGGGGAACCAUGUCUCGUUCGAAUAAGGAGACCUAAUUACAUUUGAUUCAAAAAUAAUAUCUGUGUAUGCUAAAGUGAAAUGAUUUAUUGCCCUGCAUUUCAAAUUUUGUGCUACAAAAAGUCAAACAGUUGAUCAUAGGAAAAAAAGGAGGAUUUCUAUUCGAGCCUAAAGGAGUGUUAAUAAUCAGUGCUGGUAUGUCUAGAAUAAGGACGGAAACUAAAUGUCAACUUUGAACAUAUUUUUGCUAAUUUCCUUGGAUAUUUUAUUAUCAUGGUAUGAAAAUAUUGAAUUCAAAUAAGAACAGUACAUUGAACCCUAAAAAGAAAUGUUUCUCUUUGCUUAAAUACUCUGUGAAUGGGUCUUGAAAACUGAUAAAUUAUGCUUCAUAAAGAGAAUGGAAUGAUCCUUGCAUACCAUGAUGAAAUACCAAACUGAAACAGAAAUUGUGAAAGAAUUUUAAGGGUUUUACUUUCAAUUCUUACGAAUGGCAGUUGUAUCUGUAUAUUUGUGACUAAUGCUUUUUAGCAUGUGACAACCCUACCUGAUCAUCAGAAGGUUGAUGUAGAUGACGACAUGUGACAGGUGGGGAUUUCCCUUCCCGCCCCUACAUCAUGGCACUUGGAAUUGAAUUUCGAAAGAAAUGUUUCUGUUCCAUAAUUACAUACAGUAUGGAAACAGUUUGUGCUACACAACAUUUUUGUAAUAGAAAUUCUCUGGUCAGAAUUAACAUAGGUGGAUUUAAAGCCAUGGAGUGAUCUAUGCAUCAUUUAUGCUUGUCACGGGUGAGCAGUGAGAAACAGGCCCAAAGUCAUACAGACUUUUGUCCAAGAGCAAUAAAUUCAUGUUUGAUUCUAGGUGGCUAAAUCUGUCUGUUUUGGGGCAUUCUUAAAUAAACCUUUCAUCUUUUUUUUACCUUUUUUUCAUUCUGCCUGUGGAUGGAAGAGGCGUAGUGAAGGAAGGCAUAAUCCAGUGAAACAUCCAACUAAGUCUGAAGCUUUCAGUCUAGCUAUUUGAAGCACUUUGAAUAAAGUUUUUUUUCAAGAAAGUGGUAUUCAUUAAUUUAAGAAUUGAACAGGGAUAACAGCAGUGUGCUUUAACUGUGAUAUUCAAAGAUUGUCAAAAAAGGGUUAGUAAAGUGGAUGAAAUGCAGGGUUCUCCACUGUCAUGGAAAAUCCUGGAAAGAUUGUUGUUAUGGAAAGGUCAUAGAAUUGCAUUUACCUCUUGGCUAUGGUAUCUUUCCAGUUUAUGGUGUCUCACAACUCAUACUCUGUGAUCAUACUCUGCUAUUAUUGGCGAUCAUGAUUUCCAUUUUUUUUUCCUAGUUUUGUGACAUCCCAAAUUCUACAUAACUCCUGGAACGUCAUGGGAAGUCAUGUAACGCAGCAAUUUAGUCAUGAAAAAGACAUGGAAUUCUGUUUUCAAAUUCCUGUUAGAACCCUGAAAUGUUUGCCUAUUUAAGUUGUUUUGAUAAUCCAUUCAUGUCAGGUAUAGUUGUGGGGAUAAUUCAUCUUGUGAUUUAAGAAAGGAAAUGAAGUUCAAUUGGAUAAUAAAAAGUAGAGAUACUCGGCCAUAGGAAAUAAGCAUUGGUGUUUGUUUUAUUAAUGUGUUUGCAUUAUUUUGGACAUUAAUUUAUUAUUAUAUAUAAGCGAGACAGGAAACGGCUCUGGGAAUAUUGGUAACAAUUUGAGUGAGAACCAGAAUGCACCGUAUGAUAAAGUUUAAAAAAAUGUAUUUUGCUAGAGGUGAAUUGGACAGAAAGAGAAACAAAAUAUGAACGGAAUGACCUAGCUUUCGAUUGGCAUAGAUUAGUGUCAGUGGAGGCAUUUAGGGGCUUCAGCACCUACAGGCCCAACCACCAUCCGCCCCCCCCCCCCCUCCGUAAGUCUUGGCCUGCAUUACCUGCGUGUAUAUAUAGAAACCACUGAUCAUUGAUGAGUCGUUUCUAUAUGAGAUACAAAACCAUGAUGGAUAUAAUCAAUCACCCACUUGUAAUUUGAUGCAGCACAGUAAACUGAGCUCACUAGAGACUACAAGGAUAAAUCAAAGCCACGUGCGAAUGAGCUACGGUGACGAGAUCACUCAGAGAAAAAUCGUCAAAUUCUUGAUAAAUACGAUCAUCAUCUAUGAGUUCAUUCUUUCACUUGUGAUGAAACCUUCCAAAACUAUCGCGGGGUACUUUAUGACCAUUGACAAAAUUGAUCACUAUUGUGACGAAAUAACCAAAGGUUGACAAAGUUAUAAAAUAGAGGAAAGAAGAUCUUCAUUAGAAAAGAGGAAUCAUUUUAGAAUGGAAGCUACACGAGAAGAGAGUCUUCGUAAAGUCACUUCCCAAAGAUGCCCACAUGAAUUCAACCAAACUGAGGAUAAUGGCAUAAUGAACUUGGAGAUAUUCCAAGCAUAUACGAUACCGAUGAUACCUCUUGCAGUUUUUGUGGUUAUUGGUAAUUCACUAGUUAUUUCUGCCGUCUACAGGAAACGUGCUCUGCGAACUCCAACCAACCUCAUCCUCACCAGCCUAGCUGUAGCUGAUCUUCUAACUGGCCUGGUAGCAUGUCCCUUGCAGAGUUUUGCUCUCUACAAAGUUUUUACCCCUCAGGCAACGACAUCAGUUAUUUUGACUCUUCCAUAUGUUGUGUUCAGCGGAAUAGCUUUUAUCCAUAUUGUAGGUGUGACGAUCGACCGUCACAUCGCCAUAACGAGACCGCUGCGUUAUGCUACAUUAGUGACGCAUAAGCGCGUCGGUCUUGGGAUAGUGCUUACAUGGGUUCUCUGUGUUGCCGGCUUCGCAGUUCGUACCACUUUUUCGGUCAUAAAGAAUAUCAGCGAAGGCGGAUCGAUCAUCUGUGAAGCUGAUGAAUUCAAAACUCCGAUAGCUCGAAUUCAAGCAUGGUCCAUCCUUGCUUUCAUAUCUGUCUUAACUCCCUUGCUGAUUGUGUUUAACAUCAGAAUCAUGUACAUUGCCAUGAAGAAGUCUACUGUCAUUCGUGGCCAAAGAGAUACAUUUGAACAUCUUGGACAACCGAGUUUACGCAGUGGUCGGCUUAAAGCGGUUAAGACAACGGUAAUUAUCGUCGGUGCUUUUCUCGUUAGUUGGAUACCAGUCUAUGCUUAUUUCUUGGUCCAGCUGGCUGAUGUUGGUGGUAUCAUCUUCCGGGAUGUCCUAGCAGUGGUGAGUCUCCUGUCAGUAGUCCUCAGUUCAGCCGUAAAUCCCUGCAUUUAUUGCUACAGGGAUAGGGAAUUCAGACAAGCAUUUUUGUGCAAAAGGCUUCAAAGAUCAGCCAGUUUUACUAUGCCUGGAUGCAGACAAUUAGCCAACCUUAAGCUGAGUGUGAGACAUAGCCCACAAUCUUCAGGAGUAGAUGUCGAUGUGAAUUACAAUUCUAUUGUUCUGACUUCAUUGGACUUGAUAGAUAAUACAGAAUGCUCAAAAGUUUAAAACAAAAGAAAUUAACCUUACAUUUGCCACCUUGCAAACGGAUUAAGGCGGUAUCGGCUGGCUCAGUUACCGGCUCAAUAAAUUAAUUUUGAACUACAUGAUCUAGGCACAACCUUUUCCCAUGAAUCCCUUUUUUAAUAUGUUCCAAAUGUAUUUUGUAGGAUCUAAAGUUACACAUUUGAUAUUUUAUUUAAGUGACACGAUAAACUUUUCUACAUGUAUAUUUCUUUGUCCUGUGGUGUUUGUAUUUUUACCUUCCGGCCUUUGAACAUUUUUUACGCACUGGGCAGUAUUAUCUUUUUAGCGACUCCCAUACAAGCCUAAGAGGUGCUAUGUGAUCGGUAGCCUGCAUGGAAGAAAGAAGCAAACUAAAUUUUCACUUUGAACUUAAAGGACAAGUCCACCCCAGCAAAAACUUGAUUUGAAUAAAAAGAGAAAAAUU
This is a messenger RNA of Lytechinus variegatus (green sea urchin), 4172 nucleotides long. RefSeq names its product octopamine receptor beta-3R-like. NCBI's taxonomy places the organism in Eukaryota, Metazoa, Echinodermata, Echinoidea, Temnopleuroida, Toxopneustidae. The coding region runs from base 2582 to 3730 and encodes 382 amino acids. Gene Ontology annotation, biological process: G protein-coupled receptor signaling pathway. The transcript has a single exon. Gene Ontology annotation, molecular function: trace-amine receptor activity. The record is from RefSeq and is a predicted model, not a curated record. Gene Ontology annotation, cellular component: membrane.